Triticum turgidum subsp. durum (durum wheat) is the source of this 1227-nucleotide messenger RNA. NCBI's taxonomy places the organism in Eukaryota, Viridiplantae, Streptophyta, Magnoliopsida, Poales, Poaceae. The record is from the annotation of a GenBank genome assembly.
AUGUCUGGGGAGCUGCCAUCAACUAUGAGCAACUGCACAAAUCUCAAAACCAUUGAUCUGAAGAUCAACAACCUCACUGGAGAUCUAGGGAAGGUAAACUUCGCCACCCUACAGAAUCUAAAAAGUUUAGAUCUCAUGGAGAAUAAUCUUGGUGGCAUAGUUCCAGAAAGCAUUUACUCAUGCAGCAAUUUGACUGCACUGCGGUUGUCAGCCAACCAUUUCCAUAGUGAGAUCUCCCUGAGAAUAGGCAAUCUGAAGCACCUGUCCUUCGUAUCACUUAGUAGAAACUCCUUUACGAAUAUCACAAAAGCUUUGCAUGCUCUUAAGAGCUGCAGGAACAUCAGCACUCUGCUUAUUGGCAGAAACUUUAUGAAUGAGGCCAUGCCACAAGAUGAAAGCAUUGUCGGUUUUCAGAAUCUUCAGUUUCUCGCCAUGCACCAGUGUUCAUUGACUGGACGGAUACCUACUUGGUUAUCAAAGCUCACAAGGCUCAAGGUACUGGUAUUAUCUAAAAAUCAACUUACUGGACCAAUGCCAAGCUGGAUCAACUCCCUAAACAACCUCUUCCAUCUGGACGUAUCAAACAACAGUCUUUCUGGGAAAAUCCCAGUCACCUUGAUGGAGAUGGCAAUGCUAAAAUCAGAUAAGCCUGCCAUCCAUUUGGACCCAAGUCUCGUUGACCUUGAUCUACUUAUUUAUGCUGUGGAUGCAUCAAAACUUCAAUACCGCAUACACAGUGAUUGGUGCAAAGUGCUGAAUCUCGGAAACAAUAAAUUCACAGGUGUGAUCCCACAAGAGAUUGGUCAGCUGAAAGCACUCCUUUACCUGAACUUGAGGUCCAACAACUUCUAUGGAGAGAUCCCACAAUCAAUCGGCAACCUCACUAACCUUCAGAGGUUAGAUUUGUCUAAUAACCAUCUGACUGGUGAAAUUCCUGCAGCAUUGGAGAUCCUUCACUUCCUUUCAGAGUUCAACAUUUCUAACAAUGACCUAGAAGGACCUAUUCCAACAACAGGCCAGCUGAGCACAUUUCAAGCUUCUAGUUUUAAUGGGAACCCAAAGCUGUGCGGCCCUAUGCUUAUUAACCAUUGUAGUUCGGUUGAAGCAGCUCCCAUCUCCAUCGUUUCUGCAAAAAAAUGCAGCAGUAAGGUCAUUUUAGCCUUUGGUGUGUUCUUUGGGGUAGGAGUGCUAUAUGACCAGUUAGUAUUAUUUAGAUAUUUUGGCUAA